ACCAGGCUACGAGGCUCAGUCGUCACGCAGACGUUGAGCGAGUUGCUGCAGCGUAUCGCCUUCUUCGUUUGCAGACGUUUCUAUUACGCAAUCUUAAAUUUGUAUCAUUAAUCAGUGUCUAUAAUUAGACUGUGGAGACUAUAUAUUUAUAACGCUACGCAAUACUUACACGGCAAUACCUUUUACCGACCCCGGCAUGGCUUCAGUGAGUUGCAGCAACCGCUUUCAAGUUCUUUGCUAUGAGCAAGUGGCAAGGCUACAUGAAGUUAUGGAAGAUGUCAUCCCAAUUCAUGGUCGAGGUAACUUCCCAACACUUGAUGUGAAGCUAAAAGAUCUUGUUCAGGUUGUUAAAGAUAAACUAACAGCUGAUGGUGUCAGUGUUAGGGACAUUCGAUUGAACGGUGGAGCUGCCAGUUACAUUCUUGGAACUACAAAUGCUCAAGAGUUUAAUGAUGUAGACUUGAUUUUCGGAGUGGAUUUAUCAAAUCAAAAUGAGCUUCAGAAGAUUCGUAAUUGUGUACUGGGAUGCCUUGUCAACUUUCUUCCAGAAGGUAUUAAUAAAGAGAAAAUUAGUAGUUGUAGUCUAAAGGAAGCAUAUGUGCAAAAAAUGGUUAAAGUGUGCAAUGAACAUGGUGAUAGAUGGAGUCUCAUUUCACUUUCGCACAAAACACGUAAGAAUGUUGAACUUAAAUUUGUAGACAAAAUGAAGAGGCAGUUUGAAUUCAGUGUAGAUUCUUUUCAAAUUAUUUUAGAUAGCCUGUUAACUUUCUAUGAUAUCUCUGAAGCUCCAAUGACAGAGCACUUCUACCCUACUAUUGUGGCUGAGAGUCUCUAUGGAGACUUUUCAGAGGCCUGGUAUCAUUUAGAUAACAAACUAAUUGCCACAAGAAACCCCGAAGAAAUCAGAGGGGGUGGCCUGCUCAAGUAUUGUAAUCUCCUUGUCCGAGGUUAUACUCCAGCAAAUGAAAUAGAUAUCAGGACAAUGGAGAGAUACAUGUGUUCAAGGUUCUUUAUUGACUUCAGUGACAUUAAUCAGCAGCGUCAGAAGCUUGAAGCCUAUCUGGUGAAUCAUUUUAAUGGCGAUGAGGAUAUGAAGUAUGAGUACCUCACCACACUGUACAGAGUUGUGGAUGAGAGUACCAUUUGCCUUAUGGGCCAUGAACGGCGUCAAACUUUAAACUUGAUCCAUCAGCUGGCAUACCAGGUGUACAUGGCCCAGGAGCGCAAGGCACAAAUCAAAUGUGUGGAGUUGCAUCAGCUUGAUCAGCUGAACAACCUUGUGAUUGAUCAGGUCUUCUAUGGUCCAUUUGACACCAAUGGCAGUAGUAACCAGUACUACAGCUAUCCCAUGCCUUCCUCCUCCUAUCACCAAAUUAGCAAUUCGUCAUCGUGCCCUUAUUGUCCGGCAUUCCUUCACUGCUCUUAGUUAGCUCGGGCUAGAGAAAGGCAGGGAUCAACCCAGAUGUAAACACAGCACAUCAUGUCCUUUUUUUCCUCUGAUUUGAUUUCAACAAUUUCUCCUUGAUGAACUGGUGCAGAUCUCCAUAUGUAAUUAUUAUUUUAGCUGAUAUCGUUAAAAAAUUAAAUUUCCUGAGUUUCUACAUAAAUAUGUUUAACUUGCACAAGAAUGAACUUCAAACUGCUCUCAAUUCAAGUUUGACUUGAAUAAUACUAGCUGAACAUUGUGUAUAAAACAACUUGGCGUAUGCUCUUUAAUGACCAGAUUAUAGCCAUAUGUAUUGUACCCGCAGGAUAUCAACAUUACAUAAAAACUUGUUGUUUGCUGCUCAUAAUGGAUAUAUACAUAUAUUUUAUUGAUAUAAUCAUGUUUUUUCUGCUGAUACCAUACAAAAUUCAGUGUCUUCUAUUUCCAUUCAAAAAUAUAUAUAUAUAUUUACUAUUCAUCUUCCAAAUGGAUGUAAGUGUUAAGCUGUUGACUCUAUUACUAUUUUAUUUCUUUUCAUUGAUUUCUGUCAAUGUAGUGAAGUAAUAGCUGUUUUUAUGGCCAUGGUAUUGAUUCUUAUACUGGAUCUUUAAACAAAAUCCACAAGCCUGUGUUCUUUGAUGCCUGCUGUUUUUUUAGUCCCUGAAGCAAGCUAAGUGUUCCAUUGAUAAAUAUCUUCUGUUGAAAGCUGGAUGGGGGUACUUUAAGUUUAAAGAUUAAAACAGUUGUGUUCACUAAAUGCAAUGUAUGUUGGCACAAGGUUUUAAAAAUAGAUUAUUUAGUUGACUAAACCAGCACUCAUUGAUCCAUCCAUUUUUAAUGAUUGACAGCUCCAAAAAUCACUCUGUCUAGAUCAUUCCUCAAGUUAGCCACUCUAGCACUCAUCUCACAACACACACACACACCACUCAAACUCUCAUCUCACACAACAAUACACACACAUUUGUUUAUACCAUGUUCAUUAUAAUUUGUAAUGUAAAUAAAUAUGCAAUUUUUGUUUCUAUGUUUGAAAUAUAUCAUACUGUCAAUUUGACUUUUGAUGCAUGGUUCAGUAAAAAAAUGGAUUGUGAUUUGAGCUUCAAGAAUUUGGCGCUUUUGAUUAUCCUAAUCUAACCUUAAUGUGGAUUUUAAAAAUCUGUGCAACUCCUACUAGUGGUGUUUUCUUUCUCUAGUUGUUGGAUCAGUGUUCUGCUGUUGUGUUUCUAAGUGUAGUUGGUGGUAUUCUUCAUCUGUCGUCAGUGCUCUUGUGUUGUGUGUUGGACGUCAUCUUUAUUUACCACAAUUUUUGCUCAUCCAGCUACAAGCAAACUAUUAUCUGGUAUUAUUGUCUUUUGAAUAGAAGAAAAAAAACUAAUACAAUAGGUCUACUGUUUUUGUGUCUACUAUGUUUAGGGAGUUUAUUUUACAUGUACAUGUUUUUCUCCUUAAAAACAUUUCUAAGAAUUAACAUAUAUCUAUAUAGCCUAUAAAUAUAUAUGUAUAAAAUCGAAGUGUUUUUUUUUUAAAUUACAAUUAUUACUAGAAGUGAUAGUUUAGUAAUAUAUUUAAUUUUUGAAAACACAUGUUAGUAGUAGUAAACAGUAUUAGCAGUGAGUUAUAUUUUUCUGAGUUCUAACAAUGGUUUCACAGUUGUAGGUUGUUUCUGCUAUAAUUGAUUCAGGCAUGUCUUAUUUGUUUAUUCAACCAUCACUGGUAAAUAGUUUUAUUGUUUUUGAAUCCCAUCUGAUUAGUUUUUAUUGUUAUCAAAGGCAACCAAUUUGAAAUAAAAAAAAUUUGAACAAAUGACAUGUAAAUUUCCCUAGCACAAAGCAGCUUAGUGGAAACUUGUUGGCCUGUGAUCAUGUACCAGUUAUAAGGUGAUUUGAAAGCUCAUCUACUUAAUUGCCUUUCUUUGCUUACACUCCUAGUGUUUAGUGGACAAAGCUCAGUACUCUUUACAUUUUUCUCCUUUUCAUUUUGUGAUAUUUAAAAAAAACUGCUUCUCUUUACAAUUUUUGUGAUAGUUUAUUUAAUUCUGAAGGAAGUUGUUUUGGUUUUAUUAAACAUCUUUUGUAAAUGUAUCUAAAAAAAUAUUUUAGCAGAAGUACUAGAAAGGCUUCUUCUUACAUGAAAUAAAAGCCCUUGAGUAGCCUAAUUUGUGCUCCAGGAAAUGUUCAAGUGUACAGCUAUUCAAGUAGCCUACAUAGACCAGUUUGAAAGAGUUUAGUUAGCAACAAGUGGGCCUGGAUCUGUGAUGAUAAAUGUCUCAAGUUUUUGAUAAACCUUAAUCUUACCACAAGCUAGUUAGCAAGUGGUCACUACUUUAUAAUCUGUUGUCUUGAUAACAAUUUGUGGUAAUAUACACUCUUGACAAUCAAACUUGGGUCCAGUGGGGAGUUAGAUGAAUCUUGUCCCUGCUUGGCCUACUUUUUAGACAUUUCUUUUAAAAACUUGAUCCCAUAUUUUCAAAGGUAAAAAUAAUAUUUUUUUAAACUGAUACAUGCAGUAACUUUUAUCUUACUGCUGUCUUGUUUUAUCUGAAAAGUUCAAAUCUCUGGCUUUUAAAUCCACAUGGUCUGAUAAAUUACUGCAUUGGCCAACUGGCUGAUUGCCAGGUUUUUUGCUUGUAGUAUAGAUUCAACUGAUAAUGAUUGCUGGGCUGAUUUCCUCAGAUCUAUGUAUAGCAACACAGUCUUCCAGUGAAAAAAGAAGGUUGGAUACAUGUCCCUCCACCCAGUGGGGGUUGUGCCAUGUCCCUCCACCCAGUGGGCUGUGCCAUGUCCCUCCACCCAGUGGGCUGUGCCAUGUCCCUCCACCCAGUGGGGGUUG
Physella acuta is the source of this 4252-nucleotide messenger RNA. Its product is annotated as terminal nucleotidyltransferase 5C. Gene Ontology annotation, molecular function: RNA binding; poly(A) RNA polymerase activity. Lineage: Eukaryota; Metazoa; Mollusca; Gastropoda; Physidae. The record is from RefSeq and is a predicted model, not a curated record. Gene Ontology annotation, biological process: mRNA stabilization.